AUGUCCCCGUUGAUGUUUAAAGAUGCCUUCUGGGGUUCUGAUUUCACCUGUCAUGCCGGCUAUGAUGCCCUGAUCCAGAGGCUGAGAGAGGGACGACAAAUGUGCAAAGAUGUGGAGGAGCUCUUAAAGAUGAGGGCCCAAGCAGAGGAGCGGUAUGGAAAAGAGCUGGUGACUAUUGCUCGUAAAGCAGGAGGAAACACCGAGAUCAGUACUUUGAGAGCAUCCUUUGAACAAUUAAAAUCCCAAAUUGAGAACAGUGGAAACUUUCACAUCCAAUUAUCGGAUAUAUUGAAAGAGGAGGUGAAAAAGAUUGAGACUUUCAGGGAGCAUCAGAAAGAGCAGAGAAAAAAGUUUGAAAGCAUCAUGGAGAAGGUUCAUAAGAAAAAGGUUGCUUUGUUCAAGAAGACAAUGGAGUCUAAGAAGAAUUAUGAAGUGAAAUGCAAAGAGACUGAUGAAGCAGAGCAGGGGGCUGAGAAAACAAGUACCCAAUCCAAAAAUCCUGAAAAGGUACGUCAAAGGAUUAAACAAUGCAGGCAAACAGCCAGUGAAGCAGAGAAGCUGUACUUGAACAACAUUGAUCAACUAGAAACUGUUCGACAAGACUGGGUGGAGACCCACAGAAGCACAUGUGAGGUGUUCCAACAGCUGGAGGGAGAUCGCAUUGGCAUGAUCAGGUGUGCUCUCUGGGACCACUGCAAUCAUUUCUCCAUGCAGUGUGUCAAAGAUGAUGAGCUCUAUGAGGAGGUGAGGAAGUAUCUGGAAAGGUGUGACAUUAUCACAGACAACAACUGCUUCAUAGGGAUGAAAAGCACAGGCUUGAAGCCACCAGAGCCCAUAGUGUUUGAAAGCUAUCACCAGAAUGGGACGACAAGAACCAGCAAUGGCCAAGCCAAUUCUUCAAGCGCAAAUAAUCCUAGAAGGUGCUUUGACCCGCUACUCAGGAACUCUAUGAGCCUCAACCUCAGCAGCCCUAUACACCCACGACCAACACUGGCAUCUAUUGGAGAGUGCAAGGUAUCAGACGGAGGACAUUCACUCCUACCAGGCGUUAAGCAAGAAGGAUCACUGGCUAUAGCUCCAGCUGAAAACAUGUGCUAUGUUGUACUUUAUGACUACACUGCAAAGGAAGAGGAUGAGCUGUCUGUGAGCCGAGGGGACGUGGUUCAAGUGCUGCAACAAGGAGAAGAUGGCUGGUGGACAGUGGAGAGGAAUGAGCUCAGCGGACUGGUGCCAGGAAACUAUCUGGGACAAAUUUGA
Molecule: messenger RNA, 1257 nt
Organism: Menidia menidia (Atlantic silverside)
Lineage: Eukaryota; Metazoa; Chordata; Actinopteri; Atheriniformes; Atherinopsidae
Source: the annotation of a GenBank genome assembly